UCCCAGCGUUCACUCUCUCUCUCUCUGCGCUGCCUGCCUGAAUACAGUCUACAGCCGAGUGCAACGAGUUACCACAGACAGACAGAGAGCAGACUGGCUGGUUGGACCGGUGCGUUUCCGAUACAACACUGCAUCGUUGUUUCAGAGCGAAGAGAAGGCAGAUUAUAACACAGGUACCUACUGGUCUUCGCAGAUAGAGAGGCAGAAAUGUUGGUCAAAUUUGCAAUAGCGCUUCUGGUUUUGUCAGUUCUGGAGCAAGUGGUGGGAUUGGAUAAUAUCGAUGUUCAUGACAACCCGCCAGAGAAACCGGCGAGCCAGAAAGGACGUAUGUCUCUGCAGAACACAGCUGAGAUCCAGCACUGUCUGGUGAGUGCAGGAGAUGUGGGCUGCGGUGUGUUUGAGUGUUUUGAGAACAACUCCUGUGAGAUCAGAGGCCUGCAGGAGAUCUGUCUGACCUUCCUACACAACGCCGGGAAGUUCGACUCCCAGGGUAAGUCGUUCAUCAAGGAUGCUCUGAAGUGCAUGGCCCAUGGCUUGAGACACAAGUUCAGCUGCAUCAGCAGGAAGUGCCUGGCCAUUAAAGAGAUGGUGUUCCAGCUGCAGAGAGAGUGUUACCUCAGACACAACCUGUGUUCUGCAGCCAAGGAGAACGUUGCGGUCAUGGUGGAGAUGAUCCACUUCCAGGACCUCUUCCCUAAAGGGCCAUAUGUGGAGCUGGUCAACAUCCUACUGAGCUGUGGGGAGGAGGUGAAGGAGGCCUUAACCAGGAGCGUCCGGCUGCAGUGUGAGCAGAACUGGGGGGCUCUCUGUGACAGCCUGAGUGUCUGCUCUCCCCUCACCCCCCCUCCUGGUCAGGCCCCCUCCUCCCCCGACCACCGCCGCCACGGGUCCCCCCACUCUGAGCCAGACCACCCCCGACCCCCCCGACAGGGGGACAAGGACAAGUCCAGUAAAGGAGGCUUCAACGCCCACCCCCGCAGCCGCAGCCAGGGUCCCCGCCGACAGAGCCCCGAGGCUGGGGUGGUGGCGGAGCAGGAAGACCCUGAGGCCACAGACAUCCGGAGGUGAAAGAGACAUUGGACCCUAACUAUCCUGAUUCUCCCCCCCGACCAUGUCACCAUCGCAGCCCCCCCCCCCUCUCUCCCUCUCCUCUCCAGUCAUUCCAGCAGUCCCAAAUGGUAAAUCUGCAGGUAACAUGGUGUAGCUCGUUCAGUUACUCCAGAUUGUAGUCCACCAACGUUUCUGUUUAUUAUAGAAAUAUAAUAGUUAUUAUUAUCCUGAUUUUUAUUUGAAGUGUUAGGACUUUUUUGGGCUCUAAUAUAGCGUUUCUCAAAUCGUACUCACUGUAACAUUUCAUUAUAUUUGUAUUAUUUAUUUGAUUGUUUAAAUAUCCAAAUGUACAUAGAUAUACUUAUCUAUAUUUAUACAGUACGAACAUGUAUAAAUAUAGUCACCAUAUGCAGUACUGAUGUACUAUACGAUUAUAGUACAUGGUGUGUUCUGUCGUAUACCCUACCAUACCUCACGACCCAUCACACCCCUCACGAACCAUCA
Molecule: messenger RNA, 1554 nt
Organism: Oncorhynchus kisutch (coho salmon)
Lineage: Eukaryota; Metazoa; Chordata; Actinopteri; Salmoniformes; Salmonidae
Product: stanniocalcin-2-like
Exons: 4
Coding region: 208-1068 (286 amino acids)
Biological process (GO): intracellular calcium ion homeostasis
Cellular component (GO): extracellular region
Molecular function (GO): hormone activity
Source: RefSeq, a predicted model, not a curated record